This is a messenger RNA of Penicillium oxalicum, 1641 nucleotides long. RefSeq lists its product as uncharacterized. Bases 1 to 1641 code for a protein of 546 amino acids. Gene Ontology annotation, molecular function: ubiquitin binding. NCBI's taxonomy places the organism in Eukaryota, Fungi, Ascomycota, Eurotiomycetes, Eurotiales, Aspergillaceae. The record is from RefSeq and is a predicted model, not a curated record. The transcript is spliced from 2 exons.
AUGGAACUCUGUAGCAGUGACGACAUGAGAACUAAGCUUGAACAAGAGUACUGCCCUCCAGUUGACUCUGCCUUGCUAGCUGCGCUUGCACUCGACUUUGAUCUUGACAACCCUGAUGACGUCAAAGCGUUGCGCGAAACUCUCGACUCGAUCAAAGAAUCAGCACUGCAGGAGGAAUCCCUCGCGUUCGAUCCAUCUGGCACAGCCAAUGACCAUCUGGAUUUUCCUGAUACCGUUGGAACUUCAAGCGCUGGCCAUGAUUCUUUCCCUACACAUACGCCUAGCACCAGUCAGGAAUCUCAGAAUCUUCUCGAUGGAAGUGAAUCUAGAAGCUCCAAGUCCAGAGAUGUUUCACAGCCAAUGUACACUUUGGCCGCGGAUGGAUCUCUUCAAUUUGUGGGUGGCACCGGAGAAGGCAAAGUCAGCCUGUUACAAGAGAUGUUUCCCGACAUUUCAAAAUUCAACAUUGAGCAGGGGUUGAAGAAGAGCAAUGGAGAUGUGGACAAAGCCAUGGACAUGCUUCUGAAUUUGUCGUUCUUUUACCAGGGUCACCUUGAUGACUCUGGUGUUGCGAUUCCAAAGGGGCUGGAUGGGUUCAUGGACGAGACCCCCGACAUUGGUCGACAAAAACCCCGCAAGAAAAAAAAUAAGAAGAAAAGCAAAGUCCUCUUCGACAGUGAUGCAGCAAGUGGGGAAAAUGAGCUCGCUCCAAACCAUUGGCAGAAGAGCAAGGAUGAUGUUGACUUCAUCCAUUCUCGUACACCUGACCUGCCACGGUCAACAGUUGCCUCAACUUACACCCAGAACAAUCGGUCCCUCCCCGCUACGAUCAAAUCUCUGGCUGAUGCCCAUUCUGUUGCGGACAUUAAUGAGAUCAGGGAAGACUCUGUGGUGCAGUCACAGCUUGAUGAGCUUGCAAGUGAUUUCCCGAAUGUAGCCCAGCCUACGCUGGUGGGGUUGCUCCGGAUCACAAGGAACAUCUUCUCGGCUGCAAACGAACUGGCGACGGAGAUGAUCCGUCAGAAGCCAGCCUUCUCAGUCUCUGAUCUGAUCAAGAUCACUGCGCCGAAGUUGAAUCUCGAGGACGAGGAGGAUGAGCCCACCGUGGCACCAACUCGCCCAGCCGGGGGCUCUCAAGGCGCGGGUGAUUAUGACCGGGAGCAAGCAGCAGCAAGUGCUUACUUCACUGCCAAAUCGGUCGCCAACGCUCAAGCUGCACAGGCAGCCCGCAAAGCCAAGUCCGAUCCCCUGUACGGGGGCGCCUCGCACUACUACCGCGAGGUCGCACAGCGAAAUCGGGAGCUUGCGAUGCAGCAUCUCGCCGCAGCCUCGGAGCGUCUUGUGGACAUGCAAUCCUCGCAGGGUGAUCUUGAUUUGCAUGGCUGCCAAGUCGCACAAGCAGUCCGGAUCUCCCGAGAGCGUGUCGAGGCAUGGUGGGACGGGCUUGGGGAUACCAAGCAUAUCCGUGGCGGGGGUAGACACGCCCACAAUGGGUUCAAGAUCAUCACCGGCGUUGGUCUUCACAGCCAUGAUGGCAAAUCCCGCCUUGGACCUGCUGUCAGCAAAGCUCUCAUGAGUGAUGGCUGGCGUGUGGAGAUUGGCCGAGGCUUCGUGACCGUCAUCGGCGCUGCCCGUCGCUAG